This is a messenger RNA of Ictalurus furcatus (blue catfish), 2425 nucleotides long. It is a transcript of the gene rbis, whose product is annotated as ribosomal biogenesis factor. Gene Ontology annotation, cellular component: nucleolus. The coding region runs from base 30 to 326 and encodes 98 amino acids. The transcript has 4 exons. The record is from RefSeq and is a predicted model, not a curated record. Lineage: Eukaryota; Metazoa; Chordata; Actinopteri; Siluriformes; Ictaluridae. Gene Ontology annotation, biological process: ribosome biogenesis.
AAGGUAUAAGAAGGAUAUCAACUGAGAACAUGGCGAAAAAUAAACAGAAGGGGAAAAAACAGCAGAAUGUGUUCCAAGUGGCUAACAAGCAGUCCAAGCCCAAGUCCAAAACUAAGCCUGUGAAGACUUCAUUAAAACAUAUAAACACCCUGAAAAAAGAGAAAGUGGAGAACUUGAAUCAGAUUUUCACCGAGGUGCAGAGGGACAUGAAAAGUAUUUCAAAAUCCACAGCCAAAGAAUCGACAGGGAAAACACCGAUCUCAAGGGACAAACUACAGGAGUCUGUGAAUGUGGAUGGAGCUGCCCAGCUUUUCUCUCAACUUUAGUGACACAUGUCAUUUCAAAACAAAGUCAUAUGGCAUAUGAACAAGAUCUGCACACAUUACGCAUAUUACAUGAAAUCAGUUAAUCGGAAAUGAGGCCUGGAUCUAAUGAAUUCUCCAUAUAAAAAAAAAAAUAUAUAUAUAUAUAUAUAUAUAUAUAUAUAUAUAUAUAUAUAUAUAUAUAUAGGGAAAUGAUCUCAAGAGUCAGAUUUCAUGUAAUAAAUAUGUUAACAACGUGUAUGCCUGUAUACUUAAGAACAACUGACAUUCACGCCUAAAUGGCAGAUCCUUAAAAGGAGUAAGUUUCUGAGUUAGCAUUUUCUGUCAGCUAGAUUAACUGUUCUGUAUAACUGUUCUGGGUUUCGGGUACUUGACUGUGUUUUUGUCAUUGUCCCGAGACCAGUAAGAUCAAAUGUAGGAGUUCUGCUUAGUAAAUGCAGAAAUGGGUAUGAAUUGGCAGUAUGAUCUUGUUUAAAUGGACAUUUGUACAGUUUUGAAAUUAUGAUAUUUGAUAUGUUUAUAAACACAUGAACUGGAACUUCAAGAUAGUCAAAAUAAAGUGUACAGUUCUAAUGGAGAUAACUGGAAUUUGUAGAGCUUCAAUGUAAUUGUAAAUUUAAGGCAAUUUUGAAGGUCAAACUUUUAUUAAAGAACUGUUCAAGACCUUUAUAAGUCUACAGAAUGCUAGUUACGGAGGUAACUGUUCUAUGAACACAGUGUCCAACCUCUGAAUGUUCUCUCCUGUGUGUGCAUACACGUGCUGAGGCCUUCAACAAAGUCACAAGGUGACAAUGAUGAAUUAUUCGCUACACUCACCAUGGGACGUCAGGGUAGUGGCUGAGUGUCCAGCCUGUUCGUAGGCAGUGGUGAUCACCUGUAUUACUCUGUGGGCCAGUUUCUGCUUAAGACAAGGGAUUACUUGUGGCUUUGCAAUGACAGAUCAAUAACUGAGGUGAUGAACGAAUAGCUGCUAAACUGUUAAAAUAGUUCUGGAAAGUAUGUAAUGGACACAGUAGGGAACGUUCUGCUGAUUGACCUUUGUAGAACGUUGCAAGGUUCACACAUUUGGAAUAAAUAACCUUCGCCAGGAACAUUAGCUUUGGCAACUAGGACACUCCUGAAUCAUCUGGCAACUAAGUGCAUGGAAGGCAACCUUAUCGCCAUGGCAUGCAGUUCACCCGAUGUUUUUGCUGACAGCAAAGCUACCAGAAUCUGCAAAUGAGGUGAAAACGCAUAUAGGUAGUGAGGUGUGAGGUCAGUCAUGGGGUACUCUGUUUCUCCACACUGCUCCCCAUCCGGUGAGGCUGUCUGUAGUGAUCUCCCAGAGGGGGAACUGCUCCUAGGCAUACCCCUUUCGUGAAAAUGGCUUUGCAGCUCCAGUGGGUCAGGAUCUGUUCCUUAAAGGGGGACUUUAAGGAACCAAUUCAGUCCCCUAAGAUCUAGAAUGUUCUUUUUCUGAACAAUAAAUUUAGUAGUAAUUGUUCUAAACGGUGAAGUCUACUCUUUGUAUAGUGCCUUUUUCCAAGAAGGAAUUAACUACUUGGUUCAAAACAGCAGCUUUUUCGUGGGCCUGAAAUUGGUGCGACGUUGAGCCCUGAGUAGUUUGGGGGGGUCGACGGUGGGUCUUAAGGAUCCAGUGACCUUGCUGCAAUGACCAGGCCUGUGGACCUUCAGAGAAAGUCAGAGCAUUGAUUUGGCCCUUGAUAAAAUAUUGGUGCUGGUUUCCUUUGUUCUAUUGGAUAUAUGAUUCCAAAGCUUGAACUCUCCUCUCUAGGGCUUCUUUAUCCACAGGCCCAAAGAGCAGCCCAGGCACAGAGGACGUAUCAACCAGAAACCUGCAUACUGUUAGCUUGUUAGUUACUAUGUAACUUUGUUUUGACAGGUUUGGCUACUGUUAAAUCAUGACAACCAUUCAUUGUCUGAUGAAGAGCCACUGGGCUCAAAAUGUCACCUGUGGUGAGAACAAGUAAUAAAUCAUUUUCUAUUUUUGGAGCUGUGGUGUCCCAGCAUUUCCUUCCUUUUCUCAGUUUUGGUGGUUGAGUCCCCUCAUUGAGCUUUGUUGCCCUUCAGAUGUGUGCAUUUUGUGUUGAAUCUUUGUAAAU